Molecule: messenger RNA, 1119 nt
Organism: Sturnus vulgaris (Common starling)
Lineage: Eukaryota; Metazoa; Chordata; Aves; Passeriformes; Sturnidae
Gene: RARRES2
Product: retinoic acid receptor responder 2
Biological process (GO): positive regulation of chemotaxis; inflammatory response; regulation of lipid catabolic process
Cellular component (GO): extracellular matrix
Molecular function (GO): signaling receptor binding
Source: RefSeq, a predicted model, not a curated record
CCCGGCGGGAUGAGGCUCCCGGUGUCCCUGUGGCUGCCGCUGGCCCUGGGGGUGGCCGCGGUGGCCGCGGUGGCCGCGGGCCAGUCCCCGCUCCAGCGGCGCGUGGUCCGCGAUGUGCUGGAAUAUUUCCACGGGCGCAGCAAUGUCCAUUUCCUCUUCAAGGAGCGGGACGUGGACGGGGUCAUCGAGCGGGAGGACCCUUCGGGGACGUUCGUGCAGCUCCGCCUGGGCCUGGCACAGACGGCGUGUCGGAAGCGAGCGCCGCAGCGGCACUGCCGGGUGCUGGAGAGCCGGAGGAAGCCGACCUGCCUGGCCUGUUACAAGUUCGACAACAGUGACGUCCCCAAGGUGCUCGACAAGUACCACAACUGCGGCCCCAGCCACCACCUGACGGCCAAGGAGAUCCGGCAGCGGGACGAAGCCGAGUGCCGGGCGGUGGAGGAGGCCGGGAAAGGGGGGGACAUACUGUACCUGCCCGGAAUGUUCGCCUUCUCCCGGGGGCUGCCAGCCUAGGCACCACAGCACCGAUGGACGCUGCCACCGCGGUCCCGGCCUCUCCUGCUUGUCACCCCCCAGCACCGUGUGACCGAGGACGGUCCCGGACGUGUCCCCACCCCCUGCCUGUGCCCGCUCCCCAGUAAACCCAGCGCUGGCUCCGCUCUCACGGCUCUCAUUGCCAUCACCCGUGUCACCCACUCGUGUGUCACCUGCUGUCCCCAGGAGUGACAGACAGGGACGUGACGGGUGCAGGCUGAGCACUGGAGACCCCUGAGGGACAGGACAGAGGGACACCAGAGGGUGGGACAUGUUUAAUGCACGGUACCACCGUGUCCCCUGUCCCCGAGAUGUCCCACAGCCGGGGCCGGGCUCCCCGCGGCUGCUCUGGUGUUCCCUGGGGAUCCUGUGGUGACACUGGGGAGGUCCCAUGAUCCUGCUGUGGGCUCUGGUGGCUCUGGGGGUAUCCUAGCUCCAGUGUGGGGGUCCCACAGCUCAGAAGAUAGAGGAGACAGGCUUGUGGUGGCUCUGGGGGUAUCGCGGUGACGGUGUGGGCUCUGGGGCAUUUCCUGGAUCCAUUUUUGGGAUCUUUGGCUAAGAAAAUGAAGUUGGGCAGGGGUGGCA